GUUGACAAUUUGACUUUGGCAACUCACAAAACACCGCUUCUUCCACAAAACACCAAACGUUUCUCAAAAAAAUUUUUUUAAAUAUAUCAAAAACCAUGCCAAAAUUAGUAGAUUUACGACAAGAUCGCAAUUUAAUUCGCAAUAAUUUCGAUGGCUAUAAACUAUCCCUCGAUAGUAUUCCAAUUAUACGUCAAGAUUUAAUAGUUCCUCCUCUGCGAGCAACUCCCUCCGAUGAUCAAUAUUCGUAUCUUCAUGCCGAAUUGUUUUCCUUGCAAAAUCUUCUAAUUUCUGAUCCAUGGGAUCGUGUAUCUUCUUAUUAUGUUAACCAUCAUCAUGAAAUUAUUAAAUGUUCAUAUGAUGAAAAUAAUGGUAGACCAAAAUCAUUGGUACCAGUUUUUCGUAUUCCAAUUGUUCAUCAACGUGUUGGUGGAGAUUACAAUUGUUCUAUUAAACUUAUAUCAGAAAAAUUCGCUGUAUUAUGCGAUGGUGUACAGGAAUUGUAUAUAAUUGACACUGGCGAUCGCCAAAAAUCAGCUGAAUGGAAGAAAAUAGCUUCCUUCACUAUUUCUAGUGGGGAACGAAACUUUGCUCUCUUUGAUAGUCGAUUGGAUAUGGUCAAUGGGAAGAAAGUCAUCAGUUGUGCCUUGGUACGCAUUGCUAAAGAUGAAUUUUCCCAUUGUUUGAAUAUGCACUGGGCUACUCUCGAGCAGCACGAAAAAGAUCCGUGGACUUUUGAGAUCCACGAUAUUGUAGAAGGCAAAGGGUCACUUUACUAUUGUGCUUUUGAGCCAAAAGCCGAGUGUAUAGUCAUGUCAUCUAAUAGACCUUUGAAAUUCAAAUCAGAAACUGGGUCUGUUGUCGAUGUGGAGUCGAGUCCUAAAGAACAAAACGGGGAUUGUACUUACACUUGGACUCAAACCGAUGAUGACAUUACAGUCAAUUUUAGGUCUGAAAGUGAAGACCCAGAUUAUAAAAUAAAAUCGUCAAAAAAUAGUCUGAAAGUCGAAUGCAAUGGAAAUUGUUUGCUGGACCAAACUUUGUUUUCCAUGGUUGAUGAGUCUCUUACAACUUGGACAACGAAAGAUAAAAUUCUCCAAAUCACUUUAGUUAAAGAAGAUUCGUCUACAGUUUGGCCUUAUUUGGUUGAAGGAGGACCACCAGAAGCCUUGGAAAGCAAUGAAACAAACAUUCCUUUAGAAAACCAACCAAUUCCAAAUCUAGAAGCACCAAUUGAGGAUUGUGAUUUUCCAAUGGGAACACAGGACAAUGAAAUUAAAAUUGAACGUCUUCAUCUAGGAUCAAAAACUGCAACACAUCAAAUUCUCCUCGACAACAGCCCACCGCUAUUCUCAACCAACCUUAGACCUGGUUUUCCAUUAGCUUUAGCUACUCGGCAAGAUGUAGACACUUGCUUGUGGUUGCAGCAAUACAAUCCCAAUAAAACCUCCGAAUGGGGUUUCAGGCAUGAAGGUAAUUUACAUGCUUUUGGCUAUGUCCAAGCAUCAAAGCAACAAAAAAAAUUCAUGGAUUGUGCUCCGGAUUUGAGUUAUGCAGUUAUUUGUGAAUCACAUCGUCAUGUUUUUCUAUACAAAUCAAAUAAUGAUACUGCUGAUGGUCUGAGAAAUCGUUGUGGUUCACAAGUGAGUUUGGGAAAACAACAUUUGAUAACGUUGGAGGAUACUGGUGAGGUUUUGGGUAUUUCGACGCAUAGUUGUGUUAUUACAUUAUUGACAGAGAAAUGUGUUCUAUUUUUGCAAAUAAACUGAAGCCUUGUUUGUUUGGUUUUGUUAACAAUCGAA
Episyrphus balteatus (marmalade hoverfly) is the source of this 1799-nucleotide messenger RNA. Its product is annotated as nudC domain-containing protein 1. Lineage: Eukaryota; Metazoa; Arthropoda; Insecta; Diptera; Syrphidae. The record is from RefSeq and is a predicted model, not a curated record. The transcript is spliced from 3 exons. Bases 96 to 1766 code for a protein of 556 amino acids.